AUGGACAACAAUGGCACCAUCACGCCUUCGGUCUCGGCAACCUCUGACAUUCAACCGCAUCCUGAAAAUUCCUGCAUGUGUGUCGUUAGAGUGUCACCUGCAAAGCCAUGGAUUGCUUCCAGUAGGCUUGUAAGCUGGCCUUAUUCGGAAUUAGGCAUCCUUCGGCCUCAGCGAACCGUCGUAGUAAGAGUCAUGUGUUCUUGUACCACUCACGUCUUCACACCACGGUAG
This is a messenger RNA of Bipolaris oryzae ATCC 44560, 231 nucleotides long. RefSeq lists its product as uncharacterized. NCBI's taxonomy places the organism in Eukaryota, Fungi, Ascomycota, Dothideomycetes, Pleosporales, Pleosporaceae. The transcript has a single exon. The record is from RefSeq and is a predicted model, not a curated record. Bases 1 to 231 code for a protein of 76 amino acids.